Liolophura sinensis is the source of this 5081-nucleotide messenger RNA. Its product is annotated as ubiquitin conjugation factor E4 B-like. Bases 132 to 3560 code for a protein of 1142 amino acids. Lineage: Eukaryota; Metazoa; Mollusca; Polyplacophora; Chitonida; Chitonidae. The transcript has 26 exons. Gene Ontology annotation, cellular component: cytoplasm; nucleus; ubiquitin ligase complex. The record is from RefSeq and is a predicted model, not a curated record. Gene Ontology annotation, molecular function: ubiquitin-ubiquitin ligase activity. Gene Ontology annotation, biological process: ERAD pathway; protein polyubiquitination; ubiquitin-dependent protein catabolic process.
UAGUAAGAAUUUCUCGAUCAGCUGGAUGAAAGACAAAAUCUUCGCAGAAUAGUCCACAGAAAAAACCUCUGAUAGGUUGUCCGCUGUGUCUACAGAUACCCCGAUCAACGAAGAAACAAAGACAUUUUACAAUGAGUGAACUAACUCCGGAUGAAAUUCGACGGAAGAGGUUGGUUCGGCUGCAGGGGGGCCAGUCACAGAGCAGCACACCGUCAAGUUCUAGUCAGUCAUCAGUAUCAUCCACACAUCCUCAGCCAAUGGAAACACCCUCAUCAUCAUUAGGGGAAGCACAAGCUACACCCUCUUCACCUCAGUCCAAUCAGCUGUCACUACGCAAAACUCCAUCCACACCACUGACUCAGGGGCAAUCCUUUAAACCAGCCAGUUUAGCUUUGGAUUCCCCAAGAUCACAGGACUCACAGAGCAUGGAUGUAGACACGGAUUAUUCUGAAAAAUUAUCUCAGCAGUCACAAGUGGAUGUGGACUCUGGCAUCGAAACCAUGGAAGUUGAUGAUGUUGAAGUCCGACCUGCUGAAAGUAAAAGAAAAAGGGAUGUGAGUAUCGGAUCAGAGGCUACAGAAGAACAGAUACUGACCUCUCUGUGCCGGGUGUUUCUGGUAAACUGGCGUGAGCAGAACCAGGAGUCCUUCUAUCUACCUGUCCUUGCCCAAGCUGCUCAGUCAGAGCCAGUGGAAUUUCGCGAGUUGAUCCAGCAGAUCUUGAUGGAGGUUUUACACCUGAUAGAACAGAGUGAAGAUAACCCGCUGUGCUCCUUAAAACUAAGGGUACAAGCGCUAUCUCCAAUGCCAGGCUAUGGCACAGUUCACCCAAGCCCUAAAGGUAUUAGCCCGUUGUUAUCGCCGCAGCAGCCCCCCAGAGACACAACCAGGGCUUCGGUGCUGCACUGUAAGGAGGUUGACAUGGUCACCUAUUUGCUGGACUGUUACAGGAGGGUGGCCAUUGAGGAGAGAGUGGCACCCAAGAGGUCGAGUAUUCCACCCAUGAGUGAGGUGAUGUCUCUAGUCAGGAGUCAGUGUGUUACUCAUUCUUCACUGGUGCUCCAGGGCCUAGUUACAGUCCCUAGGUCACCAGGCCUGCCUUCUCUCCUAUUGCCUAGUUUAUUAGCUCACAGUCUUCCCCGGGGCUUCCUGUCUGAGCUGCUACAGACAACGAGUAACGACCAACAGAGUUUCAGCAGGGUAUUUUCUCCGAUCCUUCAGGGCCUGUUACUCAGUAUACGAGGGUUGUCUUUUGACACAGAUGAGUACAGAGCCCCUCUUACAGUUCUCACUGAGCUCUGUGACAUUAAAAGUGCUGGUAAUACCAGACCUAUAUGUAACUUAAUUGUACAGCUCAAAAAUUGGUUGCCAUCAUCAGUGUCCAAUUCUACAGGGAUGGAGUUGGAAAAGCUAUCAUUUCUAGGACCUUUCAUUGGACUGUCAGUGUUUGCGGAGGACAAUAUAAGGGUUGUAGACAAGCACUUCUCCAAUCACCAACUCACGCCAGACAACAACAAGCUACUGAACCAGUCCUUACAACAUGGCCUAGAUUUUGCCAGGAAUGAGCUGUUUAAGAUUGUCCACGCCAUCCUUGUGAACUCGGAGACCAGAGAUGCUGCCAUCGGCUUCAUCGGAGCUGUGAUCAGACGCAAUGUCAAACGAUCUCAAAUACAGGUUGAUGAAAGGCUUGUGUCAGGGGAUGGUUUUAUGUUGAACUUUCUCACCGUGCUACAGAUGCUGACCCUCAAAGUCAAACUGGAUAAGGUAGACAAGUAUUACCUGUUCCACCCCAAGGCCAAAACUGAGACAAAAGGGGACUCCAGAUUGAAGCUUAGCUCGCAGGAGGCCGAGGAAUGGGCCGAAGGACUGAAAAAUUCUGAGAAACCUCCCUGGCAGGAGCCCAAAUUUCCCACCGAGAUUUUCUUUCUCACCCUCCACUGUCAUCACAUAUCCAUAUUACCCAUGACGAGGAAGUAUCAGCGCCGAUUGCGGGCCAUUCGAGAUCUGAACCGUAUGAUAGAGGAACUGGAGGGUGUGGAGUCUCAGUGGAAACUCUUACCCAUGGCAACACGAAACAGAGAACUUCUCAAACGAUGGAAAUCACAAUCUCAGAGACUACAGAAGAGUAAGCUGUGUGCAGAUGCAGGUCUGCUCGAUGAGACAAUGCUUCGCCGCUCUCUACAGUUCUAUGGGAUGGCUGCAGAGUUCCUGCUUCAGGCUGCCGACCCACAGUCACAUGGGGCCUGUCUACCAUUGCCUAGUGAUAUUCCCCAAGCCUUUGCUGCCUAUCCUGAUUUCUACCUUGAGGACAUUGCAGACUUCCUACUAUUUACAUUACAGUUCAUGCCUCAGGUUCUGGAUGACCCUAGCAUGAAGCACAUCAUGACACUGCUGGUGGUGUUUGUGUGCAGUCCACAAUACAUCAGUAACCCCUACCUGGUGGCCAAGUUGGUGGAGGUCAUCUUUGUCUUCAAUCCGGCCAUCCAACCGCGGGCGGAGAAGCUCAGUCAGAUGCUCCUUACCCACCCGCUAGCUAUGCAGAGCUUAGUGCCUGCUCUCAUGCAAUUUUAUACAGAUAUAGAGACAACUGGUGCUAGCAGUGAAUUUUAUGACAAAUUCACCAUCCGGUAUCAUAUCAGCAUUAUCUUCAAGACUCUCUGGAGCAUGCCUUCCCACCAAGCCAAAAUCAUUGAAGAAGCCAGUAAUGGGAAACAGUUUGUGAAGUUUGUGAACAUGUUGAUGAAUGACACAACUUUUCUCCUGGAUGAGAGUUUGGAUUGUCUGAAGAGGAUUCAUGAAGCCCAGGAACUGAUGGAUGGCUCAAACAGCCAGUCCUGGGAUCAGCUGCAGACUCACCAACGACAGCUGGCCAUGGAUGAGCGACAGUGUCGAUCUUACCUCACUCUUGCCACGGAAACUGUCGACAUGUUUCACUACCUGACUGAGAAAAUAAAACAGCCUUUCUUUAGCCCGGCCCUAGCUGAUCGCCUAGCAGCCAUGUUGAACUUCAACCUCCAGCAGCUGUGUGGGCCCAAAUGUAAAAAUCUCAAAGUGAAAACUCCCGAAAAGUACUUCUGGGAGCCGAAAAAAAUGCUCAACUCGCUGACAGAUAUAUAUCUGCACUUGGACUGUGAUGAGUUUGCCAAAGCCAUUGCCAAUGAUGAGCGUUCAUAUCGUAAGGAACUGUUUGACGAUGCCAUAUCACGCAUGGUAAAGGCCUGUAUUAAGACAGACACGGAGAUAGAACAGUUUCGACAUCUUCAGGAAAAAGUAGAGAAGCUUGUCCUUGCUCACAGACAGGAGGAAAUGGACUUUGGGGAAAUUCCUGAUGAGUUCAAAGAUCCACUGAUGGACACGCUGAUGAGUGACCCUGUGAUUCUGCCCAGCGGGAAUGUGAUGGAGCGAGCGGUCAUCUCGCGCCACCUCCUUAACUCGCAGACUGACCCCUUCAACAGACAACCCCUGACAGAGGAACAGCUGGUGCCAGCUGUGGACAUAAAGAGUCGAAUCCAAGCCUGGAUCAAGGAAAAGCAGGAUCAAGCCAGGCAGAGAUCUUCCUGAGACCUAGCCCACCAGGCCCCAGAACAAUUGUUUGGAGAGGAGUUCUGUUCAUCAGAAGUGUUCCCAUCAUCGUCAUCGUUUGUCCACUUUUCCCCAAGGGAAUCUAUGGCCCAUCUGACUCCUUGUGACUCUGAACACUGGGCUUGUGGUUCAAAACUUCACCAGUCUUGUAUUCCUUCAUUCAGGGGAAUUUUGUGUGGAGUUUUCCUCCAGAGUACUCCAGUUUCAACAGUGCUUUCAAUUGCUACUCAUUGUUUAUGCCAUGCCUAAUUGAGCUUUCCAGCAUGAUGGUCAUGUGACAUUCAUGCAGAACUAAUACUUGGCAGAACACUUGGCCGUACAGUCAGCCCUCGGGUUGAAAUGGUUUGCUCUGUGGUGUAAUUUAUUCUGAUACCUGACGAUGUCAUUUUGCAUUUUUGUGUCAAGGGCUGGUGUGUUAUGACAAGAGGGCAGGAGGGGGAAUUGAACACACACUCGCCUGCACUCCAGUCCAGAAUUGGUGUACAGAAUAGAAAAGAAAAUAUACUUGACUUGAGAAAAAGAAAAAAAAAAUGAAACAAGAAAUUAAAAAACAACUAACCUAAAGUAUUCAUAUUGUUUCAUUGAUUUUGUGGUACAUGUGUAUUAUGUAUUACAUAAUGAGUAACACAGUUCCCCGAAGGCCAUAGAAAGCAUUUUCGUGUAAAUUUGUGUGCCAGUUUUAACUUUAUGUUUGGAAAGAUCAGGUCAGUUUUUAUGCUCUUGAAGAUUUUUUGGGCUUGAAUUCCAUGGAAGCGAUAUUAAUACUGAACAGUUGCUUUCAUAAAUAUUCAUAAGUGACAAACAUGGUGUCCAGAAAUUUUUAUAGAUGCUUGUUGUUUGCUUGUAACAAAACGACAGAAUUUUUAGAUGUAUUGAGUUAAUGUUAGUCAUGAAGUGGUUUCAGUUUACCGGUUUAACAAAUGUAAGAGCAGCAUUACGUAAAUUGGAAUUAUACAGUUGAGUGCAGUAAACAAGAGGCUUGUUUUGUCAGUCCAAAUAGGUCCCUUUCUUGAUGAUAUCUAAAGUCAUUGUAAUGAUUCUGCCACAUUGAUGUAGUAUGGGGGAUCUUAGAGAGAGUUUUAGGGUGCAGCUCUCCGGUUUCAGGACCUAUCAAUACUGUGACUGCCACAGUAUAUUGAUUAUACUUUGUGAUGUGCUUCAGCUGUUCAUAAACCUAAUCUCUCUGCCUUAUGACAAGAAAACAGCAGGGUGUUUAUUAGUCUUACAAGCCAAUUUGAUAUUUGUUCUCUAGAUGGUUUCCUUUAAUGGAAAUAGAGACGAUUAUUAGGGCCAAUAAAUGUGCAUUGUGAAGCAUACACACGUUAGUGUACCCAAGUAACCAGCCAGUCCAAGGACAAUUUACAUGUAGGUCCGUAAACUUUGAAAUGUUAAGGGAUGAACGAAAUUUGGUUCACAAUAGCAACGCAAAAUGCAAAGUAAUCUGAAACAUUAAAAUCAUAUGUUUUAAUGGUCUGAAGUUUACACACACACACAUAUAUA